GGGAAAACCCAGGGCCUUUCCAAAUCGAGGCCAAGCUAUAGAGUAUAAAAGCACUAGGCUGCCGACCUCGAUAAGCUUCAAAUGAAAUUGUAAUGUGUACUUAAAAGUAAAGACUAGGAAUUUAUAUAUUGUGGCAUAGAUUGACCGUCUAUAAAAGAACACAAUGUUUACAGACAGAGAUCAUCUACAAAUACCACCUGCACAUAAUAGCCAUAUGAAAUCCCCUGCAACAGAUUCUAAAAUGUCUUCAGAAUCUUACCUAGACGACAGAGCCGAUUCUGGACUAGGCUCUCUAGUCAUUCAUGACUCUGGAUUUUAUUCUUCACUCAAAGAAACUACUGACGAUUUGGAAAGUACUGAUUCUAAAGCAGACAAUUUCCAUAAAUGUACUUAUCAACAGAUUGAAGAAGAAGAUGAUCAGUCUGAACGAGUAGACUCUGGUUAUGAAUUAAAUGAGCAAUCUAAUAGUGUUGAUUCUCUUACAGACAAUUUUAGAAACAAAAAGUUUUUUGAAGAGAAGGUGGAAAGACAUCCUAGUGCAAUAGUGAUUCCUAUGGAUCAAAGGAUUAAACUUUUUGAAGGUGAUAGAGACGGUGACAACAAACUUCACCUCAGUAUUCUUAAUGGUGAUGAAAGGCUGUCUCUCCUAUUAAUUAGAUUAGCUCCUCACUGUAACUGGCUGAAUUACUGCAAUCAUCUAUGGCAAACACCACUGCAUCUUGCAGUUUUAACAAAUCAGCCCACUGUGGUUCGUAGGUUACUGUGCGCUGGUGCUGAUGCAACUUGCCAAGACAAAGAUGGCAAUACACCCUUGCACAUUGCCUGCAGGGAAGGUUAUGUAGACAUUGUCAGAUACCUUCUCAGCCCAGUGCAGGAAGAGGAACUCUGUCAAAACCUGUAUAACAUUCCCUAUCAAAGACUCCUUCAGGAUAUGAGUAUAAGGAAUUACGAAGGGGAGACAUGCUUGCACAUAGCAGUUCGACAUUCCCAUAUAAAAAUUGUGUCCCUUUUGUUGGUGUCAGGAGUGGAUAUAAAUGUAGGCGAUGGUAAAAGUGGUCGCACUGCAUUGCACAUAGCUUCUGAGUUGAACAAUGUAGACAUCAUAAAAAUUAUUUUGUACAGAAGAGAUGCUGAAAUUGAUGUUAGGAACUAUGCGGGCUUGACCCCUGUCCAACUAGCUUAUGGUCGGGGUCACAAGGCCAGUGUAAAUGAAUUCUGCAGGCAUGGAAACUACACCAAAUCAGAUAUUAGCUUACAUGACAGUUCAGAGGAAGAUGAAGACAUGAUGAUAGAUUCGGACUAAUUUUUAAAUAGAAACUAUUAGAUUUUUUUACUGUGGAAUAUAUUUUAAUCAUAUAUGGUUGAACUCGAUAAGUAUUUCUGCUUAAUUUUAAGGACAUUAAAUAAUUACUAAACAUUUACAUUGUUUAAUGUAUAUAUAAUUUUUUUUAAACUUUAUUAUCUAGUUAUAAAAUUUAUAUACUAUACAUAAAAAGUUAAUUACAAAAUAUUAUUCUGUGUUUGGCCAGAGAUUAUUUUUAGGAACAUUAUUUUAAAAACAAAUUGGUGGAAUUAACUUUUCUAGAGAAGUUUAGUAAAUUUUUGAAAUGUCAAUGUAGAAUUAGAAUGAAACACCUAGCAUUAUAUAUAAAUCAUCAACAUGAUACUAUGAAAGAAAGAUUCAUGCAUUAUUGUAGAACAAUAUACAUUGUUGUGAUUUUAUUAAACCACCUGUGACAUGUCCUUUCUUUUAAGCAGAAUGUAGAGCAAAAUGCAAUUUUGUGAAAGUCCUUCUAUGUGAAAUAUGUAAAAUAGAUGUUUUAUUAUUUAUUUUUUUCUGUCAUAUUUGAAGGAUAAAAAAAUUAAUUUAUUGAAACUGUAUACUAUAUAUAUAUAUAUUUGAUGUUUGUUGUAUUCCAAUAAAAUACAAGUUUAAUACUUGUGUGUAUUGAACUAUAUCUCAUA
Molecule: messenger RNA, 1965 nt
Organism: Biomphalaria glabrata
Lineage: Eukaryota; Metazoa; Mollusca; Gastropoda; Planorbidae
Product: NF-kappa-B inhibitor alpha-like
Exons: 2
Coding region: 164-1303 (379 amino acids)
Molecular function (GO): protein binding
Source: RefSeq, a predicted model, not a curated record